Messenger RNA from Poecilia reticulata (guppy), 925 nucleotides. Its product is annotated as transmembrane protein 233. The record is from RefSeq and is a predicted model, not a curated record. Lineage: Eukaryota; Metazoa; Chordata; Actinopteri; Cyprinodontiformes; Poeciliidae. Gene Ontology annotation, cellular component: membrane.
AAAUGUUUUGUUUCUUACACAUCGUUUUCCUAUGUAGGUUCCUUGUAAAGGGACCUACAUGUUGGCAACAUGGGACACACAGCUGAACUGCUGCUCCAAAUCUGCAUCAGGUGGAUGGAGAAAACAACUUUCUUUGUGAAAAUCAUGCUGGGCUUUUACUUUACUUUGACAAGGAAAAAGAAAAUUAGCACACAUAUGUCACACUCAGUGGGGUACAGUAGGACAGGGCAGGGCUGUAUGUGGAGCCGGAUCAGAGGUGGUAAACAGUCUGAUCCCCUCACCGACAGUCAGGAGCUGGAGGGUCACAGAUCAUCUUCCACUUCUCUCCUUUUACCAUCUCUGCCUACAAACAGAAAAACCCACAGAGGCGAAAUGGAAAAACACCCAAAGAACAUCAUCUGACUCGAUCCGUAGACGUCGGUUUCUGGAUGAACUUUGGGACUUCAACUCCUCAAGCUGGAUUUUCCUUCUUUGGGCUUAUUUCUUAGUCACAUUUUGUGAUUUUAAUCAGCAUUUUUGGGCUGUUUUAGUGUUUUGUUUUUUUAAAAAAUACUAUACGUGUUCUGGACGUCAAUGGCAGUCGGUGUGCUCGACUCACAGACAAAAAGCUCCUUAAACGGGAGCACAUUUUUUGACCGUGGCUCUUUGAAAGAGCAGGAACUUCCACCUCCCCUCCGGAGCUACCUUUGUUUGACCAUGUUGGCGUGCUUCUGUCCGGCGUACCCUGUCAACAUAGUGGCCCUGGUCUUCUCUGUCAUGUCUAGAAAGAGUUACUAUCAAGGUGACUAUGACGGCUCCAAGAGGCUGGGCAGGAGCGCCUUGUACGUCUCCAUAGCAUCGAUCAUCAUCGGCCUUCUCGUCAUCGCCGUCACCUGCAUCGUUCAUUUCACCACAAUGGAUCAUUAGCACCGAGAGGAAGGGAGAA